AUGAAGAAGAAUGCUUGGCAGAUCGCGCUGUGUGCUCUCGCGUCGCCUCCAAUCCUCCACAUCGGCCCUCUUUCUUCAUGAAUCAGGGACGGAAUCUCUUCGUCCGGGCCUCCAAAGCCGAUCAAGAGAAGGCAGUUCCGUCAGCCGGGAGGACUGGAUCCGGCACAGGAGCAGCCGCCGUCAUCCGCGCGAUCGCCUCGUCGCGAGUAAUCGCCAGCGAUCCUCGGCAAUCUCGGCCUACAACCAGGCGGUGAUCUCCGGAAUAUUUUCCUAUUCCUCGCUCCUCCACAUCUCGCCGAUUCCAUUCCAGCUCACGGCGCCCGCGCUGGCGCUGCUCCUCGUCUUCCGCACAAAUUCUUCCUACAGCCGCUACAACGAGGGCAGGAAAGCGUUUGGAUCGAACGUGAACAGGGCUUUGGGGUCAACCAUUGGUCAACGUAAUGGUCAAUGGUGGUCAAUGCCACGUUUCCAUUGCUUCCACAUCGACACUGACAAGGCUCUCCAGGAGGAGCUCAAGGGCGUGCUCGAUGGGGAAGAUCUAGCGUUUGUUUUAGCUGCGACGCAUCGACCAAUUCUUGUGCUGCUGAGGAUCGCCGAGACGACUGGAGCUUGCCAGGGGAUGAGCGCUCACAACAAGGCGAUCAUGGAUCUCAAUAUCACGCAGCUCCACGACAAUCUUGGCGCCUGUGCACGCAUUCUACGAACUCCAAUUCCGCCAUCUUACUCGCACCUCACUUCCAGGAUGCUCAUCAUCUGGCACCUCACGCUGGCGCUGGCGCUGUGGGAUUUCUACCACUGGCUCACCAUUCCGGCCACGGGAUUUAGCGCCACUGCACUCUUUUGCAUCGACGAGGUAGGAGUGAUAAUCGAAGAGCCAUUCUCAAUCCUUCCUCUAGGAAGCAUUUGCGAGCUGGUCCAGAAAAAUGUGGCUGAAAUGAUUGAAGCUCACGAAGGUGCAGAGUGUGAUGCCCGGAACGGGCAUAGUGCGUAGUCGAAGUUUUCAGCCUGACGUACAUAGCUGGCAUGAUGUGCCUUUUCAACCUCAUCUAGAAGGCUGGCAGACUUGACAGAAGAAGGAAGAACAAGAACUUUCAUGGAAGAUUUGUGGAAGCGUUAACACUUUAU
Selaginella moellendorffii is the source of this 1125-nucleotide messenger RNA. RefSeq names its product UPF0187 protein At3g61320, chloroplastic-like. NCBI's taxonomy places the organism in Eukaryota, Viridiplantae, Streptophyta, Lycopodiopsida, Selaginellales, Selaginellaceae. The record is from RefSeq and is a predicted model, not a curated record. Gene Ontology annotation, molecular function: chloride channel activity. The transcript is spliced from 6 exons. The coding region runs from base 11 to 991 and encodes 326 amino acids.